Messenger RNA from Metopolophium dirhodum (rose-grain aphid), 4156 nucleotides. Its product is annotated as leucine-rich repeats and immunoglobulin-like domains protein 3. NCBI's taxonomy places the organism in Eukaryota, Metazoa, Arthropoda, Insecta, Hemiptera, Aphididae. The record is from RefSeq and is a predicted model, not a curated record. The coding region runs from base 440 to 3277 and encodes 945 amino acids. The transcript has 14 exons. Gene Ontology annotation, molecular function: protein binding.
CGUCGUUUAGGAAUUAGUGAUAACGGUUCAUUCUCUCAUUAGUCAUUACCGUGGCUGAUGUGCUUACUGUUUUUAGUAGGUUGUUGCCGCUUUAGGUAGCUGGUGCUUCGUGCGUUAUUUCCCUUCCUGCCGACGCGAAUGACGAUUAGAAAUUCGAAUGAUGUAGGCGUACUUGGAUAACGUCUUCCACGCGCAUUGAAUAUUAUCUCGGGAGUUUGAUUUUCUGUUUGUCCGUGUUUGUGCACUCGCGAUGUGAACAAAAAAAUAUGGCUCCCUCGAAUAGGUAGUCGACAUGAAGUGUCAGGAUUAUUCAUCAUUAUGCUGCGCUGUUAACGUGUUGAAUGCUGGGCCGAAGAUAGACACUUAAUGCUUACCGUUUUUGCAGCAUCCGUUCACUUGACUCCAAUCGUUUUGUGUAGCAUAACUGUUUGAUACGAUCAUGUUGGUUGCAUACUUGUUGUUGGUGUCGACUCUUUUCUACGAAGUCUUGAUUUGCAAUGCCAAAAAGGACUGUCCCAAGAGAUGUGAAUGUCUCGGCACGUAUGUCGACUGUAGCAAAAAAAUGCUCAACACAUUUCCUGAAGGGUUGCCUCAAUGGAUGGAAACUUUGGAUUUGAGUGUUAAUAAGAUUGAUGGAACUUUGGCAAUCAAUACUAAUAGUUAUCCAUAUCUAAUAUCAUUGAAACUUACUAAGAACUCUAUUGUAUCUUUUCCAAUAUUUGUAAACAGAUCGACUGUCAAUAAUUUAAAUUUAGCACAUAAUAAAAUAGAAAAAUUGGAGGCUCUAGAGCAUUUACCUAGCUUAAAAAAUUUGGACAUGAACAAAAAUAAAUUGACAUUUUUGGAUGAUAAUUCCUUUUCACAAUCUACACACUUGAAAAUACUGAAUCUAAACAAUAAUUUAAUCACCAAUUUAAGUGCAAAUUGCUUGGACACAUUGACAAACUUAGUAGAGUUAAAAAUAUCCCAUAAUAAGCUGAACAAUUUACCUGUUGGAUUAUUCAAAAAACUUAAAAAUCUUGAAACACUCGAUUUAGGUAGAAAUCACAUAACUGUCAUUCAUGGUUUAUUAUUUAAGGACUUGGUAAAUUUAAAAACAAUAAUACUUCGACAAAAUCUUAUUGAAGAUUUACAAGAUGGAUCAUUUUAUGGAUUGAUGCAUUUACAAGCAUUACAUUUAGAAGAUAAUAAUUUGAGCAAAAUAUCCAAAGGCUGGUUAUAUGGAUUGAAUUCACUUAUCUACUUAAAUAUAAGUUAUAACAGAAUAGAUCAAAUAAUAAGUGGAUGGGAAUAUUGUGAAGACCUUGUAGAAUUGGAUUUGUCUUAUAAUAAACUACAGUACAUUGAAAAGAGUAAUUUAGAAAAUUUAAGGAAAUUACAUAAACUACAUUUAAAUAACAAUAGAUUAUCAUUCAUUGAAGAAGGAUCAUUUAAUAAUACACCAAUGAUCCGAACACUUCAAAUGGAUCACAACUACUUGUCGUGGCUAAUUGAAGAUGCAAAAGAAACUUUUAUUGGUCUAAGAAAUUUGAAAAAAUUAAGUUUAGCUAAUAACAAAAUAUUAUUCAUUAAAAAAGAAGCCUUUACUGGUUUAGACAAUCUAGAGGAAUUAAAUUUACUUCAAAAUAAUGUCCUAGAAAUCCAGGAUGAAGCAUUCAAAUUCAUGCCUAAACUUGUAUAUCUAUAUUUAAAUAGUUCUUCACUAGUAUGUGACUGCUCAAUGGCAUGGCUUAAACAACCAAAUAUAUUUGAGAAGUUACCAUUUGAUUUCAUAAAUGCGUUUUGUGGCUUCCCAGAAAAAAACAAAGGAAAAAAUUUGAUAGAAGUACCCUUGACAGACUUCGUAUGUCUCCAGAACAGUCCAAAACCCAUGAUAAUAUUCCAUCCAGAAUCAAAAAUGGUUCUUGAACGGCAAAACAUUACCCUAAAAUGUGGAGUUAAUUCUUCAUCUAAUGAAAAAAUUAACUUUGUUUGGAAAAAAGAUAACCACGAUUUAGAAUUGAAUUCUACAAACCAUUACUCAUCCUUUGAGUGUAAUGGUAUGACUCAAUUUUCUGUUUUGAACUUGUAUAAUAUAUCAAUGUCACAAAGUGGUAAAUAUCAAUGUGUUGCUUCCAAUGAAUUUGGCAUCACUUAUUCUAAUCGUUCAAUUUUAUCAGUUGUUGUUUAUCCAUUUUUUGCUAAAGUUCCUGGAAAUAGUUCAGUAAAGACAGGUCAAACUGCUAAGUUAGAAUGUGCUGCAAAUGGUUAUCCAGUUCCUCAAAUAUCUUGGCAAAAAGAUGGUGGAACUGAUUUUCCAGCUGCACAAGAGCGCCGUAUGAGAGUUAUGGCUAGGGAUGAUGUUUUUUUAAUUGUCGAUGUAAAAUUAGUUGAUAUGGGCAUAUAUAGCUGUACUGCUAAAAAUGUUGCUGGAAUGAUAGCUGCAAAUGCAACACUUAAUGUUUUAGAACCCCCUUGGUUUAAAACUGAAAUGUCCAACAAACAAGUUAGGGUUGGUGAAGAAGUCGUUUUAGAAUGUUUAAGUUAUGGAUCUCCAAAACCAAAAAUAAGAUGGAUUAAAGAUGGCAUUUCUCUUACUUUGAGCAAUAGACAUUUUUUUACUGCUGAAAAUCAACUUUUAGUUAUAAUGGAAGCAAAUACAGAUGAUUCGGGCACUUAUCAAUGUGAAAUAACUAAUUCUUUAGGAGUAAACAGUCAAAAAGUUGAUGUUCUAGUUAUGCCAUUGUAUCGGAGUUUAAUUCACGAAUAUACUCUUGGAUUUAUCGUUAUUGCAAUAAUUGUAUGCAUAGUAAUUAUAUCCGCAAUUUGGGUAUUAUUCGUUUAUAAAGCAAGACGCCCUUCGUCAAAUUUGAUCAAUAGUGCCGAUAAUAAAUCAUUGGAUUCUUCCAACAGCAAAGACAGUGGUACUGGUGAAUCCACUAAAAGAAGUCAAGAACAAUUAUUCAAUGAUUGUUUGAAUGUUCCUCAAAAAUUGAAUAACAACAUAGGCAAUUUAUCACCUGAAAUAAAUUUGCCGUUACUUACACACGCUUCUGUUGUUCUGGGCGAAAAUUCUGUCUCGUACAAACAUUCAAAAACAGUUACCCUGCCUGUCCAAUUACCAAUUAAAGAACCGAAAGAUACAAUUGAAGACCCAAUAAAAUGCGUUGAACCAUCUGAAAGACCGUGUUCUAUACCUGUUCCACCGCCAAACAAUAAGGCUCGGGAUUCACCACCAAUUGUUCAACAAUCAAGUUCCCAUGUUAGCUUAUACAAACCAACUGAUGACCCUUGUUAGUCAUCGUUCGAUCUAAUUAUUUUUUAGCUGCCUAUGGUAUUAUGUAAAAUGUAUAUAUAUUUUUUCUAUUAUUCCAACUUAAUCCUACUUAGAUAUUAUUGAAAUGUAAAAAUGGUUCCUGUCUUUAAUUUUUGUUUUUAAUAACUUUAAGAUUUUUUUAUUUAAGUAUAUUAACAAGAUAAUGUAAUAACUUAUAUUUCCUUUAAAUCCUUGACAUAGAUAGAUUAUUUAAAAUGAAUUAUAUUUAUUGCGAUUGUCAUUUCGAUAAGCUAACUCAAUUAUAAAAAUGAAUUUGUAUGUAUUACUGUUAAAAUGCUUUCAAAAUCGUACAUGUAUUGUUAUUAAACAUUAUAUGGCCAUUUAUAGCAUGUACAUAUAUAUUUAAACAUCUAUUAAUGGUUAAUUAACAAUUUAAUUACCUACUACUAAAUUAUAACACAAUACUUUAAACUCUCGAUUAUCUGUGGUCUUCUGCUGAACUAUAAGAAUUAUGUAUACAUGUAAAUAAUAUAAAAAAUCAGUAGAGAACUUCGCAAGUCUAAAAACUUUCCUCCAUUUAUUCCUGAUAACAAUCCCGUUCAUUCAGGGAUUUUGAAAUCGAAAGAUGGACUUUUUUUCAAGUUUUGGCCUCCCAAUGCGGGAACAUGCUUAUUUGUGGUUGCCGCGCCACUAUUCAGUGGUUGAUCGAGAGUUUACUGUACCUAUUUUUAUUUCUUUUGUUACAUCUUCUAUUUAAAUUACAUUUUUAUAAGGUACAACUUAAAACAUUUGUAUGUGUAUUAUGGAUCUCAUUACAAAUAUUGUUACAAUAACUCAUAUUUUGUACUACUUAAUUAAAACUUAUAAUGAUAACAAAUAAAAUACAAGUAUUUAAUAAUA